AUGCUCCGGGACAAGGCCCAAAUCCUCUUCAAGGGUCGAAGCCCACAAAAGGCCGCAUUCAACUAUUGGAACGCGUGGAAAGUUCUCAAGAACAAUCACAAGUUCAAGUCGAUGUACCUCGCCGGAGACGUGCACGCCUCCAAGAGGACAAAGACUACGGCAGAUGGCGGCUUUACAACCUUGGCGACGGGCGAAGAGAUCUCUUCUUCUUGGCCCAUUGGAAACAAGGCGGUGAAGGCGGCGGCGAAGGCUAAGCUCAUUCCGGAUGCGCUUCUAACUCAUUUAUCUUCUUCACCAUGUUCGAUAAUUUGCAGAGGAAGUCCGUUUCUCUUCAGGAGCAGAGGAUUGAGGCAUAAUACGAGGAAAAAGUUUCAAACUUGCGCGAUUGGCGGGCUCGAUCUAGCUGGGUUCGAGAGCGCUCAAUCAGUAAUUGAAGCAGCCGCCGUUUUGACUGCGAUCAUCGUAGUUCACGAGAGCGGCCAUUUCUUCGCGGCUUAUCUUCAGGGGAUUCAUGUGAGUAAAUUCUCUGUUGGAUUCGGUCCAAUUUUAGCUAGAUUCAAUUCGAAAAACGUUGAGUAUUCGAUUAGGGCUUUUCCCCUUGGUGGAUUUGUCGCGUUUCCUGAUAAUGAUCCCGAUAGCGAAAUCCCUAAUGAUGAUGUGAAUUUGCUGAAAAAUAGGCCGAUUUUCGAUAGGGUUGUUGUGAUUUCUGCUGGUGUGAUUGCCAACAUUGUGUUUGCUUAUGUUAUCAUCUUUGCACAAGUACUGUUUGUUGGAUUGCCUGUUCAAGAAUCGUUCCCCGGCGUGCUUGUGCCGGAGGUGAGGCCGUUUUCGGCUGCCUCAAGAGACGGUUUGUUGCCCGGUGAUGUCAUUUUAGGCGUAGACGACAUUGAGCUUUCACGAACUGGCCCUAGUUUGGUUUCUGAGGUCGUUGACGCGAUUAGGAAUAGCCCAAAAAGGAAGGUGGUGUUCAAAAUCGGGAGGGGAGGCGAGAAUGUGAAGAUCAACAUCACUCCGGAUGAGAAUGUGGAUGGUACCGGGAGGAUUGGAGUUCAGUUGUCGCCUAAUGUGAAGUUGACGAAGGUUAAGCCGAGGGAUCUGUUUGAGGUGUUCCGUUUCUCUGGCCGUGAGUUCUGGGGCCUGUCAUCGAAUGUUCUUGAUAGUUUGAAGCAGACGUUUAUGAAUUUCUCUCAGUCUGCGAGUAAGGUUUCUGGCCCCGUUGCUAUUAUAGCCGUUGGUGCAGAGGUUGCAAAGUCGAACGCUGAUGGACUUUUCCAGUUUGCUGCUAUUUUGAAUCUGAAUCUCGCUGUGAUAAACCUUCUGCCUCUGCCUGCUUUGGAUGGUGGCUCGUUGGCGUUCAUCCUCAUAGAGGCGGCCAGAGGCGGGAGGAAGCUCCCGUUUGAGUUGGAGCAGCGGAUCAUGUCGUCUGGGAUCAUGCUGGUUAUCAUCCUCGGGGUUUUCCUCCUUGUUCGUGAUACGUUAAACCUGGACAUCAUCAAGGAUUUGUUAUGAUGCUUGCUCAGAUUCGAUGAUUUGCAUCAUGCUUCGCUUUCUUGAUCGCGUUGCAGGCGUUUUGGUGUAUGGAGAUGCGAGGGGGUGGCAAAGGAUGCAUACACUGUUGUUUCGUCUAAGACCACACGAUAAGUCCCUUUUUCAUCUGGAUCUCAUUGAGCCCUAGCUAGUGUCUAUUAUUGAUUGUCUAGUGCUCAACACAUUGGGCUAAAUACUUAGAUUCUAUAUAAUGUUUAUAAAUUCGAGAAUCAAUUUACAGUUACAAGUUGGAGGUGAAUGCGUGAUAUACGUAUUUCUGGCUCGAUCAUUCUGAUAUGAUGAAUUCAUGAUCUUUGUAUAGUU
Salvia miltiorrhiza (redroot sage) is the source of this 1851-nucleotide messenger RNA. Its product is annotated as probable membrane metalloprotease ARASP2, chloroplastic. Gene Ontology annotation, molecular function: metalloendopeptidase activity; protein binding. The record is from RefSeq and is a predicted model, not a curated record. Gene Ontology annotation, cellular component: membrane. NCBI's taxonomy places the organism in Eukaryota, Viridiplantae, Streptophyta, Magnoliopsida, Lamiales, Lamiaceae. The coding region runs from base 1 to 1509 and encodes 502 amino acids. Gene Ontology annotation, biological process: proteolysis. The transcript is spliced from 2 exons.